GGACGGGGCUGGGAGUCAGGACCCCUGGGUCCCCACCCCCGCUGUGUCUGUGUGUCUGUCCCUCCGUCCACGUCUCCGUCUCUCUGCAGCUCAUGUUCACCCAAAAGACGGACCGGAAGGUCGUGGUGCUGGGCUGCGACCAGCGCGACCCGGCCUGUGUGUUCUCCGUCCGCAGCUCUGUCCAGAGCUCCUUUGGGUUGCAGAGGUCGGGGAGCCUGCCCCGAAGGCGGGGGGACCGGCCGGCCCCCCGCACCACCCAGCGCCCCCUGUCACUCAAUGCCAAAGAGGAUCUGAACCCAGACGUCCUGGCGCUGCAGCUGUCGGCAGGGGGCGACCGGCGCUGUGUGCCCCUCACACACCUCAAUGCGCCCCGGUACCCACAGGACAGGCCAAACAGGUGAGACUCCCCCGGCCCCCCCUCUUCCUGAGGAGCCCCCUUGG
Messenger RNA from Pelodiscus sinensis (Chinese soft-shelled turtle), 441 nucleotides. Lineage: Eukaryota; Metazoa; Chordata; Testudines; Trionychidae. The record is from RefSeq and is a predicted model, not a curated record.